Molecule: messenger RNA, 4222 nt
Organism: Sitodiplosis mosellana (orange wheat blossom midge)
Lineage: Eukaryota; Metazoa; Arthropoda; Insecta; Diptera; Cecidomyiidae
Gene: crm
Product: protein cramped
Exons: 10
Coding region: 655-3960 (1101 amino acids)
Biological process (GO): pattern specification process
Cellular component (GO): nucleus
Molecular function (GO): chromatin binding
Source: RefSeq, a predicted model, not a curated record
AAUGAACGUAGAUGACAAAACAAAGCAAUCGCCAUUUUAAUUCGACGAAAAUAGAAUGAGAAACAAUUGAAUCAUUUAUUAUCUUUGGGACAGUUAUUGACUGAAAUAAUCAUAAUAAAUGUGAUUUGUAUCGUUGUCUACACAAAAUUCCACAAUUCAAGCUUGGAAUUUCCAUGCGAUUGGUGUAAAAAUAGCCAACAAAACUUUGACCUGAAAACGCAAUAGCAGCAAGUUCCAUUGAAAAAUGGCAACAGUGAAAAAAAUUGUUUUGAUUUUGUUGAACAAAAAAAAAAUAAUUUUCCAUAUUGAAAGAAUAAUUUUCCGGUUUUAUGUGGCAAUUUUUUCCAAUUUUUCCAUUUUUCCUACAUGUCAAACGAAACAAAUGGUAAAAAUUGUGGCGAUAAAUUGUUGCGCGCAAUACAAGAAUGAAAAUUGCGAUUGUUCUGUUGGUUUCGCGAGCAGCCAUAUUUAUUUCUGCUAAUUGCAAUUAAAAUGAGAUGCACUUUUCACUCAAAAUCCACACUAUCCUAAUUGGUUGGCAAAGAUGCCAAAUGGGGGUGCUAACACUUCAUUUUAAUUUGUCAAACGCAGCGAAAUGUGACAAGUGCUUGAAGUGAUGACAAGAAAUAUGUUGUUAGAGAUGAAAUUUGUGAGAUGACACCAGGCAAAGUGACGACGACAAGCGAUAAUAAUGCAUCCAGUGCAGAUUUAUCGCUUUGCGCAGAGGUGUCGCAUAAAGACGAUGCGCCCACGACUGAUGCAAAAGAGAUAAAAAAGCCAAUUGUGUCUUCUGAUACUGACAUAUCAAAUUCGAUUGAGAGAAAUGAAACGAAAAUUAAUGACACCGCCCAAAGGGCGAAACCACCGUUUGAUGAAAAACUCAAAUUGGAGACAUCAGAGGAGCAGUUACUUGGUUCGCUAACAUCGAUGAGUAGUCCGGCGGUUCGAACCAGUGCUCGCGUCAUUCAGAAAAUGAAAAUGGACUCGAUACGACCGACAACACCACCGCCUGCCGAUAAAGACGAACAUCAUCGUAAUGCACAGAAAACGCCAAACCAACAUCGACCCUCGAAAACCAUUUGGAAUAACAUUGAACGGAAUCUAUUUUUUGAUGCCAUCAAUGAGUAUGGCAAAGAUUUUGAAUCAAUUGCCAAUUACAUCAAUGGCAAACAGAAACGAAAAAAUGCCACGGAUCCAACGUAUAAAGCUAAGGAACACGUGAGAUUGUUGUAUUAUCAAACAUUUACCAAAAUUUCGAAAUAUUUACGCUUUUCUGAAGAUGUGGCCAAAAAAGUGCAAGAAUUAUACGCAAUCAUCAAUUAUGGUGAAAUGAGAAAGAAAAUACCCGUUGAUAAUCAAAAGUUUUAUAUGAAAUUGCGUGAGCUAGUCUAUCGCGGAUCAGUGACUUGGCGUGUCAAAGGGAAAAAUUGCAGGAUUAAAACACCGUCAUGUCCGGCAUUGCGCAAGAUCAAUCAAGUUGAAAAAUGGCAAGAGGAUAUAAAAUUACCGGCAAAAGUGGACGUCGAUUUACGGCCAUCAGACAAUGAGUCAUGGUAUACCGUGCAAUCGAUUGCACAAAAUCCACGAGUUAAAACGUCGUUGCCAUUACAAAAGAGAUUAAUAAGCCUGCUCAAGACAUUGCAACAAAAGUGGAAGAGUCGAGAGGCAAAAAUGUGGGACCAAACAAUGAGCGGCUCAUCGCCAAAGUUGAACCAGACCGUCACACAGAUGUCUAGUUCUACAAGUGUAUCAAGUGGAGCAGCACCGCAGACUUCAACCUGUUCGAAUGCUUUAGAAAAUAGUACAAAUGGCGAAUCAUCGCACGGAAAUUUACAGUCAAAUUAUUCCCCAUACUCGGAGCCAGUAUUGUGUAUAGCACCACCACUUGAUGCGACAAUCCAUCGUCCAUAUGUUAAUCUGACCGACUUUUUGAAUAGCUAUAGCAUUUGUUUGAAUUCCUAUGAGGAACGCAUUAAUGCAUCGGUUCGUGGUGAGAGUCUUUGUGCCGAGCACAUAACAAAUGUCAAAGAAACAAUCAAAUCAAAUACAAAGCGUCAGCGCCACGAUAGUGGCUCGGAGAAAAAAAGUCCCGAUACGAAACGAACCAAAGCCACAGAUGGUGAGAAAUUCGAGCAUGAAGUUAUGAAAAAGGCAAUGUCAUCCACAUCUCAAGAUGGAAUGUCAACUAGCGAAGAAUUGGUUGAUGAACGCGAAUUUUCAUCGCCCACCUAUGAGAAUGCCAUGUUUGAGAUCGAAGACGCGAACUGUCACAUUCCCGAAUCGUCAUCGGCCGAUGAAUGUGAAACUGAAAUCAAUUUGUGGAAUGGUGCCAAAUUUAAAUUUGAACCACCGGACGAUUUGAACUCGGCAGUUGAUAUCAAAAAAGAACCACCUGAUCAACGGAACAUCAACAAAACAACUAAGAAAACAGAAAACAAAUCGCAUUUGGCAAUGAAUAAGAAGCGGGAUUUGAGAACAACCAAUCGAGAAUCAUUUCGACCACUUAUCAAUGAAGAGGUUAUACAGAAAAUUCGCAAGGGAUGGACCAUUUUUAACGUUGGUGAUAUUACGAUCGGAGAUUUAUAUAUCAUGUUUGGACAAGAUUCGAAGGUUCGAUUGGAGUACAAGUGGAUAUCACCGGCUCAACAAAAUGAAAUCAAGACUGAAUUAACGAAAAUGGCACAAAAACCGGAUGCAACAACAUUCGAUGGAAAGGAGGUGUCCGAAGACGAUAUCAAAUCUGAAAAUGUGAUGAUUGGCACUUUGAGCGCCCCAAACAAUGAUGAUGCCGUCGAUACAAAACCAUUUCACGUUGGGGCCAAACCGAAGAAUUCAUUGAGUAAUAAAUUGAAACAGUUACUGAUGUUGGCCAGUCUGAUGGAGAAAACGAAACGGAAGACGAGCUGCGCAUGCGGACAUUAUUGCGAUCGUGGAGUGAACAAAAUGAAGCAGAAAGAUGAGGUUCUUCCCAGAAGCUUUAUUUCGAACAAAACCUAUCCAGCGUCGCAUAAUGACAGCGCCCUGUUUCGACAGCCAGUUUUGCCAACGCGUACGAGCCAUGCUCAUUUUGAGCCAUAUCGGUUGAAUAUGAAUGCACCGCGAAACAAGCAGAAUCGUUGGGUGAAAGGACGAAAUACGCGCGUACAAAAGCAGGUGGUUGUUCAGCGUAUUCUUCCGUUACAGCCAGGGAUCACUCAACCGUAUGGAGUAUACGCUGCACCUGAUAUCAACUAUCCGAUUGAAAAUUCGAUGAUCAAACCAUCAUCAUCCGCCUCUUCCUCCACAUCGUCAGUGGAAUAUAAAUCGAUCCUAACGGAAGAAAACCUGAGCCGUAUGAAUCAUUUAUCGGAAGAUGACAAUCCAAAUUUGCGAUCAAGCUCAAUUGAUAAAAGCUCGAGCAAUAGUUCAACACAAAAUAACGAGGAUAAUUCAAGCGCCAGCGAACAUCAGAAAUGUGAUAGUGGAAUCGAAUCGUGUGACAUGAUCGAUUCGGGUGACAAUGAACCGGAAUAUUCUGCAUCUGACGCCGAUCAAAUGGAUAGUGACGAGGAAGAGAAUAAUCGCAUUAGACAAAGGCUUAACGAAGAUCCAGGCAUUCAAAGUCUCAUGGAAAUAUCACUACCAUCUCCGAUUCCAAUCAAUCAUUCAGUGGAUGAAUUUUAUUCAGAUGGUAUUGACAGUCAGCCAGCAAUAAGCCCGAUGAGGAUUCUUCGUGAAUCACCCGUACCAACUGAUUCAAAGUGGUUGGAUGAGCACAUAAACGACUUCUCGUUGAGUAGUUUCCUUGGACAUUUGGAGUCAAAUUGUGAUGCGGCCAAUAGCAGACGAUCUCGUUCACCUCGAUGUCUGGAGAGCAGUAAUAUGUCAACGAUAAGCGAAACUAGCGUCGAUUAUAUGACACGAUUCGAGGAGAUUACGGAGAAAAUGAAAAAUGAACCGAAUAAUAUUGUCACGCCAUAGAAACUUCUUCCUAAAUCAUUUUGGCAGCUACGUUUUGUUUGUUUGUUUAAACUUACAAUUGUUGAUUUGAUCAGAAUUAAACUGACUGCACUGGUUUUAAGCAUCAUCAUUUUACAUAUAGAUAUAUAUUGAUUUUUUCCUCGCUCCUGUAGAUUUAAGAGAACCCAUUUAUUUACUGAUUUACCCGUAUGUUACGCUCAUUUAACCAUAUGUUUUAUUAUUACUCAAACGUUUACAAAUACAAUUGCUAUUUAAACAUGAA